CGAAGAGAGAGGUAGCUCUUGAUGUGGUUGGUCAAAGUGUGGUUAAGCGGUUAGUUUUGCUGGAUUUGGUUUCGGCUUCCGAACGUAACUGGUAAACCGAGAUUUGCUUCCCUGUUGUUCUCUUUUUGGUAUGAGAAGGUUACGCAAACUCAAAAUUUCGUUAUUGCAAUGAAUGUUAAAGGUACCGAUCGAAAUGGAUGCGAAAGAUACUAUAUGGACACUCAUUCGAGGUCUUGCCAACGAAGUUGGAGUUUCUGUCACAACUAACAUAGGAAUCUAAAUAAGAGAACAUCGUGAUGAAUAGGAGGACAAAUAAACUUUCUUUAGUUUUAUUUUUAGAACUAAUUUUGUUUGUUUCUAUCUUGAUACUGCCUUUCUGUGGAAGUGUGCAAGAAACUAUUCUAUUGGAUGCCAGCCCUGCUGAAAUUAAGCAUUUGCAAUUACCUUUUAAGUCUGGAUAUGAUGUUGGAUAUUCGAACAAGGAUUAUCGAAUAAAAGUAAAGGAUAGAGGACUUCUAAAACGUCCUAUUAUUCCUGCUGAUAAGUAUUUCCAGAUAGAACCAUCUGAUGCCAUUGAUGGGACAAAAUACUCACAGCCUGCUUUAGACUAUCGUCAACUUGAUUCAUAUCAGAAUCAAAAAGUGCCUUCAACCACUACUUUGAAAGAUAAAUUAUCUACCUUCCACACUCUAUAUCCUAGCCAUAAAAUUUCCACGGAACAAAAUCUUUCACCACUCAGUACUCCAAACAGUUCAUCCAAACCUCUGAGAGAUCUAAGGUUUUUGGAAGGCAUAUCUAGUAAAAAUCCUCUUAUAGCCGAAUCUUUUUCAGGAAAAGAAAAUGUGACUGCAGAAAAUGAGUUAAACAUGCCUCUAGCGGACAGUCCAGCAAAUGAGAAUUUGUCUUCAGAAUAUUUUGAAAAAAAUAAUUUUACUGAUUCAUCAUCUAAUUUGCUUUCUGUGUCAUCUGAAACAGUUCUGAGUUAUGAGAAUCCAUCUAGCAAUUUUGAGAAAGAUGUAUCUAGAUUUGUAGUUCCAGUAAAAAAAAAUUCAGAGCAUGCUGCUGAAAAGAUUGUGCCUAGUCAUACAGAAAACCCAAAGCCCAUUUAUACAGGUACUAAUCUUUCUACAUUAUUCCCUGCAUUGCCUAAAAUGGCCACUGAAUCAUCUGUUGUUUUAAGUACUCAUCUGUAUAUUGAACUAAUCAAUCAGACAUAUUCAACUGAAAGCAGUGUGACUACUACAGUUCUUUCAUCCAUUGAUUACGAUUUGGAAAAUAUCUCUAGCAGUUCACCAUCUUUUGAUAAUCAAAGCUUAAAACUUUCACCAGGUGUUAUUGCUGGAGUUGUGAUUGGUGUCCUUGUUUGUGUUACCCUUUUGUCUAGUGCUGUGAUAUACCUCUUAUACAGGAGAUAUAAUGGCAAAUGUACUAGUGUAGUUGAAGGCAAGUUUAACUCAGAUAAUUGUGGAUAUUUAGAUGACAGUUUACGUAGCAGUAUUUAUUUAAAUAAUCACAUUGAACUUCCAAAGGAAAGCUCUGAAGAGAUGAGUUCAUUGGAUAAUGAUUCAUUUUUAAAUAGCCUAGAAACUAUGACUAUACAAAAUUAUUGGGCUGAUAACUCAAAAAAUACAAAAGUGUAAAUAAUUUUAUAAUACAUCUUUUAUUGGUCUUCAUAAGCUUUCAAAAUUUUUUGAAGUAUAUAUUUGUAAUAUUGUGUUUUCUUAAGGAGAUUUUAUGUCCCUUGCUCAUAUGACAAAUAGAAUCCAUUCUGUAAAAUAUUAGUCAAGGGACCACAUUACCUAUCAGUAUUUUGAUAUUUAUUUAUUUUUUAUUUAUGAUUACAAGUGUCUCAAAUUAUUUUGCUUGAUUUUUACAAAUUUGAUUUUCUGUUUCAAAAUAUCAUUUAAUGUAAUGUUUUUUUAAAUUUAUUUAAAUCUCAUUACACUAGUUUAAGUUGGCUUUCUUUCAAAACAAAUUUAAUACUAUAUGUGUAUACUAUUAAAUGUAUAAGUAAUUGGUCAGUAUGAU
Molecule: messenger RNA, 2028 nt
Organism: Argiope bruennichi
Lineage: Eukaryota; Metazoa; Arthropoda; Arachnida; Araneae; Araneidae
Exons: 5
Coding region: 297-1640 (447 amino acids)
Source: RefSeq, a predicted model, not a curated record